CGACACGCCUCAUUGGGCAGAUUAUGCGCUGCAAACAAAAAGUGCUCGCGUUUAUGUGCCAGUCCGCCAGAGCAUCGGAUUUAUCAGGACGACUCUGCUCACUAAACAAGGAGGACGAUGAACGCUGUCACUUUCAAAUAACUGGGUGAUGUAUUGACAAAGCGGAAACAGUAUAAACUGUCUGGUUUUACAGCUACGCUGCAAGCAGCAUCACUUGAUUAUUGUGGAUUAUAGAGCUUUUAACAGACGAUGAUGGAAGAUUCUCUGUCUUUAAAAGCAAGUUGGGGUGCAGACGCCAGGGCGAUGCAGCAGUGUCUGACGGAUAUUUUCACCAGCGUCUACACUACUUGUGACAUCCCGGAAAAUGCCAUUUUUGGCCCCUGCAUUUUGAGCCACACGUCCCUGUAUGACAGCAUUGCUUUCAUUGCUCUUAAAUCUACAGACAAGCGAACAGCACCUUACAUCUUCAGAGUGGACACCUCGGCUGGGUGCGGCUCCUCGGAGGGCCUGGCGUGGCUGCGGCUGGUCCAGUCGGCCCGGGACGGGGAGGAGCAGAACCUAGAGGCCUACGUUAAGAACGGGCAGCUGUUCUACAGGUCCCUGCGCCGGAUCGAGAAGGACGAGGAGCUGCUGGUCUGGUACGGGAAAGACCUCACGGCCUUACUGCUCCUCAGCUUCACCGGGGCAAGCGGGAAGAGCAAAGGUGCACCUCCUUAUCUGUGCCAGGAUUGCAACCAGCGCUUCCAGUUUGAAUUCCCAUUUCUGGCUCAUCUGAGAUUCUGCUGCACCAAGGGACUGUAUCGUAUGAAUGGCGCAGAUGGGGAUUCUGCAGACCGCCUCCACCACAGGGACCUCAUUCCCCUGCGGCCCAGUCCUGAGCCCCUCAGAUCGGACAGGCGGUCGAACUCACGGGACGCGAAACCUGCAACCGACUUUCACAACUUAGCCAGGGACCUGGAAAACAGCAGAACACGGCCACCCAGCGGCAAGGAGGCGGAGAUCAGAAGCGGGAGCAAGAGGAAGUACUCCGAGGAGGAGGAGGAGGAGAAGAGGAGCAGGAGCUCCUCUAAAUCCCCCGUGUCCAAGGAGGGUUUAGAGUGCGCGUCCCAACAGUGCGGAGAGGCCUUUGAUUUGGGGGAGAGCAGACGGCCCUUUUCGCCCUCCCGCCCCGAGCCGGUGGAACUGAAGAAGAGCGCGUUCACAGAGGUGAGGAAGGCCUCAGAGAGCCUGCGGCAGAGCCUCAGAAGCGGGGAGAGCGGGGACGGCGGCAGGCCGAGCGCGCUCACGAGCGUCAGGCUGGCCCUGACGGAGGCGCGGCCCCGCCCCCACGCCGAGGGCCCCGCCCCCGGAAGCGCGUUCCGCUCGGUGCCCCGGGACCCGGACAGGAAGAGCGCGUUCAGCCAGCCCGCUCACCCCAACGCCCGGCUGCCCCCUCUGCUGAUGCCCGCGAAGCUCCUCCCCUCGGCGAACUGCCACCCCGCCGCGGGCGACGCAGGCAGGCUCUGCCAGGCCAGCCACCUGAUCUCCAGGCUGCAGGGCCAGGACGCGCUGCGCGACGGGGGCCCCGGGCGCACCCCCUUCCUGUUCGCCGCGCCGUACUGGCCGAAGGCCUCCGGGGCGACGCGGGUGCAGGCGCCCUCCGCCCUCACGCUCCUGCCCCCGUCCUUCACCUCCCUCUGCCUGCCCGCGCAGAACUGGUGCGCCAAGUGCAACGCCUCCUUCCGCAUGACCUCCGACCUGGUGUACCACAUGCGGUCCCACCACAAGAGGGAGCUGUCCGUGGAGCCGCUGGUCAAACGGAGGAGGGAGGAGAAGCUCAAGUGCCCCGUCUGCAACGAGGCCUUCAGAGAGCGGCACCACCUCUCGCGUCACAUGACCUCACACAACUGACCGUGAUGUCACGGGUUGGGUCGGGUCGGGUCGGGGUGGAGAACACUUGUGUGUCUCGUUCCAUUGUUGUAAUGAAACUGGCCAUACACUAUGAAUGCACACGCUUUCACUUUCCAAAAAAAAAAUAAACUUUUGUUUUUUUGUUUGUUUUCCAAAAGAUUUCA
Messenger RNA from Anguilla anguilla (European eel), 2054 nucleotides. Its product is annotated as PR domain zinc finger protein 8-like. Gene Ontology annotation, molecular function: protein binding. NCBI's taxonomy places the organism in Eukaryota, Metazoa, Chordata, Actinopteri, Anguilliformes, Anguillidae. Bases 250 to 1890 code for a protein of 546 amino acids. Gene Ontology annotation, cellular component: nucleus. Gene Ontology annotation, biological process: regulation of DNA-templated transcription. The transcript has 4 exons. The record is from RefSeq and is a predicted model, not a curated record.